AUGUCCACUCCUUCGAACCAAUCUUCUCCAACACAUUCAUUGACCACCACCACCACCCAUCCACACCAUAAUGCAUCAUCAUCAAAUAAUAUCAACAAUAAUAAUAACACAACUUUGGUCACAACCUUUCUCACUCCUCCUUCAUCCACUCCAUCCAAUUUCAACAUUUCUCGUAAACAACACAAUCUCUAUACCAGCAAGAAGGCACUCACUCUCAUCAAUAACACUCCUCUCAUUAAGGUGCCAUACAUUGAAAUUUAUUUAAAACAAGCGAGUCAUAUCUAUGAGCGAGUGAGUAGUAGUAGUAGCACCACAACCAUUCAUUCGACAAGUAGUAAUAGUAAUAAUAGUGAAACGAAUCAUAACAAUUCAUCCAUUUCACCUUCUCAACAACAACAACAUUCACACCACCACCAUUCCACAACCAAUGUUCAAUCCUCCUCGUCUCAAUCCUCUCAACAACAACAACAACAACACACACCACCACCCUCUUCACCCAAUACCUAUAUUGUAUUUAUUUGUUCCAUACCGAUUCAAACUCUCUCUGAAUUUGAUUCUACCAAUUACACGAGUAGUGGAAGUAGUAAUAUUCGAGGAUAUAAUCGUCGAGUAUUGAAAUCCAAUGCUAUUCGAAUGGCUCAUCCUGUUUGGAAUGAAUUAUUUAUCUUUGAUAUUCAUGUCUCGAAUGAAAAGAAUCUCAACAACUUACAACAACAAAAACAUCACUCAUUCGGUGGUCAUCAAACAUCCCUAUCAUCAUCAUCACUCCAAUUGGAUUCUUCUUCUUCAACUUCUCCACAACAACAACAACAACGAAUCAUUCAUGAAACCAUUCUCAUGCAAGUAUGGGCCAAACACAUUUUCAAAACCGAUGAAUUACUUGGUACUAAAACAAUAUCUUUACAAUCUUUGGUGAGAAAUCGAGAAAAUCAAAUGACUCUCCAUGUGUCAGGAAUGUCUCAUGCACAAUGUCAAAUUGAUCUCUCGAUUAUUAUUCAUGAUUCAUUAGAUUCACAAAUGAAUGUGAAUCAAAUUGGAAAUGAAAUGGGUGAUACCACAACAACAACAAUACUCACACACCCUACUUUAUAUGGAAGUGGUGGUACCACUCUUUGGUCUCACAGUGGUACAAGUGCAAGUGGUACAAGUGGUGGUGGUACUAUGACGACAACCUCAAUGAAUUCACCUGGUGGAAGUUCUUCAUCCUCAACAACAACAUUUGACUUUUUUGAUCCAUUCCCAUCUUCUACUAGUCUUCUUCAACAUUUAAUCAUUCCAGAUCAUACUCUUAUUCAAAAUGGAAGAUAUCGUAUCUUACAAUACAUUUCUAAUCAAGCCUCUAAAGGUGGUGAUUCGAUGAUUUAUAAAAUUGUGGAUCACAAACAAAACAAUCGAAUCAAAAUAUUGAAAAAGAUUAAAUGUGAAACGAUACAAAAUGCCAAUGAUGCGAUUCGAGAGAGUUGGCCUCUUUCUGAAUUGAAACAUUCAAAUUUAAUUCCCUAUGAAGACAUGUUCAUUGAUAUUACCACCAAUGAUGUAUUAGGAAGUAUAUUCUUUGUGUGUUAUGUGACUCCAUUCUAUGAAGAAGGUUCACUCUAUGAUUUUAUGGUCAAGGUUAAGAAAAAGAAUAUUUAUUUAACACUUCGAAGAGUGAGUGAUUAUGCGUUACAGAUUGCACAGGGAAUGGAGUUUUUACAUUCACAUUCCAUCAUGCAUAGAAAUUUAAAACCAAGUAAUAUUUAUUUGGUAGAGAAUAAUACGGUAUUGAAAAUUGGAGAUUUUGGAUUUUCGAAAAGUAUUUCUCAUUCGGCUACUAUAUUAGGUGGUGUUACUAAAAUUGCUAAUUUUGGAUAUACUGCACCUGAAAUAGCAUUGGUCACAGAAGUAACGACAGUGUAUCGUUUUGAAGUCGAUAUUUGGUCAUUUGGUAUUAUUUUGUAUGAAUUAUUAACAUUGAAGAUUGAUAAGGAACAAUUGAAUCAUUGUGCAUUGGCUAGCUUUCAAUACGAUUCCUAUAUUAAAAAUGUGAUUGAAGGUGAAAUUAGAAAGAUUUAUAGAAAUGAUGCAGAUGAUUUCAUUCAACUCUUGAAGAGAAUACUCGUAUUGGAUCCAUCUCAGAGAAUGAGUGCAAAGGAGAUUGUGUUGGAAUUGAAGACAUUGGUUGAAAAAUUUGCAACCAAUUCGAAUAAAUAA
Naegleria lovaniensis is the source of this 2193-nucleotide messenger RNA. RefSeq lists its product as uncharacterized. The record is from RefSeq and is a predicted model, not a curated record. Gene Ontology annotation, biological process: protein phosphorylation. The transcript has a single exon. Gene Ontology annotation, molecular function: ATP binding; protein kinase activity. Lineage: Eukaryota; Heterolobosea; Eutetramitea; Acrasida; Naegleriidae. The coding region runs from base 1 to 2193 and encodes 730 amino acids.